Molecule: messenger RNA, 1117 nt
Organism: Rhipicephalus sanguineus (brown dog tick)
Lineage: Eukaryota; Metazoa; Arthropoda; Arachnida; Ixodida; Ixodidae
Exons: 9
Coding region: 160-936 (258 amino acids)
Source: RefSeq, a predicted model, not a curated record
GGUGGCAUCUCUAGGCGCGAGAUUUCUGAAAGUUUACUGGCCACUGCAGUAAAGUAGUCGCAGCUGAAUCGCCAAACGACUGCCUCGGACGUCAGCUGGGAACUUCGGCAACUUGGUUGCGUUUGCAGUAGCUAGGUGGUUGCCACUCUACCUCUAAAGAUGCCUCGAAUUAAGAAAACAAAGCCACGCCAGUCCUCCCUGCUCCCAGGAACAGCUCUUGGUGUCGACCAGAUCAAGUACCUGAAAUGUAUGGUCACAGAGCUAGAAUGCGCUUUGGAGAGUUCUCGUGUGAGUAUGCAAGAGAAGGUGAACCGCAUCUGUCGCAACGUCGACUUGUGGUACGACAGAAUCAUUCGCACGGUGCCCGAGGACAUUCUGAAGCGGCCCUUCAGAGAAGUGUGGGACACCGCUGUGCCCAUUACUAACGUCUCAUCUGCCACCACAUCACUGUCUACUGCAAGCGUGUGUUCAGCAGACACUGAAACAUCUUUGGGCACAAAGCCCUUGACUGCCACACGGCUGCGGUCGAAACAAGUUGUUGCAAGUGCAAAGGCAAAGAGGGCAGCCAGCCAGUGCCGUUCUGCAAACUCGAAGAAGAAAGCAUCGGACGAGGCACCCGGUGUACCAAAGUCUGCCAAGAAGGCUCGGAAAGUGAGCAUGCGCACACCAGUCGUGCACACCCGUACAACCACAGGACUGCCCAUUGUAACGCCGAAAUUUGACAUUCGUAAGCGGCCGGCCACAGUGCGGCCAGCGCGGCGAGGCGAGACGUUGCUGUCGCUCUCGGGCAGUCCCGUGGAAGCAAAGCCAUCAGCUGUUCCCAUUCACAUCCACAUCAACAAUGGCCAGGUGGUGAAGGUUGUGGCUAGCAAUGCAGGGGACCCAUCACUCAAAGAGCUGUGCAAAGCUGUCAAGAAUCUGUGUGACAAGAUGUGAAGAUGCAAUGCAGGAACGUGCAUUUGACAUAAGGCCGUGCCAACAUUUUUUCACAAUCUCCUUUACAUUUUUUUACUUGUACAGAAGGUGGCAGUUUUUUUAACUAUCCUUAUUUUAUCUCCUUGACUGCCAUAACUUGGACAUGUCCUGUAUAGCGUGCGAGUAAAAUAAAGCUUACAUA